AUGGAAUACCAAGACCGGCCCAAAGUGGCCCCUGUCUUCCUGGAGCUACUUUCCUAUGAGCCUUACCAGGUGUGCAUGCAUUGGGAACCUCCUCCCAGGCUGACUCUCUAUGUCCAGCUGGGUCCUGUGGGGGCACCAGGGGAGGAAGUGACCUUCAGGUGCAGGAGACCAUCAUUGUCACCCAAUCGGUUGGUGACAUUCCUUCUGCUGAAGGCAGGGUCACAGGACCCCUUGCAAAUGAACCAUGGAAACCUUUCUGAAACCAAUUUCCCCCUGAAGCCUCUGCAUGCUCAGGACUCCGGGAGCUACAGCUGUGUGUACUACUACACUUCCCACCCACAUGUCAGGUCGGAAGCCAGUGAGACCCUGGAGGUCUGGGUGACAGACGGCCUUCCCAAGCCCUCUCUCUCAGCCCGGCCCAGUUCCAAGGUAACCCGGGGGAACGUGACCCUUCUGUGUCAGGGGCCAUCCCGAGGCGUGGAGUUUGCUCUGUACAAGGAGGGAGAGGAGCUGCCUGUGAGCACCAGUGAGCCCACCCAGCACGGGGCAGAGUUCCCCUUGAUCCACGUGAACAUCAACCAGACUGGAAGGUACAGGUGCUCUUAUCUCCUUGGGAGAAACAGCCGUGUCCUGGCCCUGCCCAGUGAUCCCCUGGAACUCAUAAUACAAGAAACCCAAAGCAUCCUCAUCAUUGCCCUCAGCUGCGCUUCUAUUCUCUUCCUUCUCUUCCUCUUCUUUACCUUUAGGGGUCAUUGCCACACUGAGACUGUGAUUUCACAUGGAGACACCUCCAGAAGAUUCCCAAGGUGCCUCAGUUGUUCUUGGUUUGUCUGCUUCUCUUCCAAAUGUGGAGCUCCCCAACAUGAGACUGAGUAUGCCCGGGUUGCCAAAUGCAGAUGCUCAAGGACAACUAUUCCUGAGGUUGAAGACCCUGAGGGACUGACCUAUAUCCAGCUGAAUCCAGAAGCCCUGAAAGAACAGCAGACAGCCCCUGGGAAGAUGUGUCCUGAUCCAACAAUGUAUGCUAUUCUUGCUUUGCAAUGAUGAACAAGAACUUCUUGCUCCGUGUCCUUCCUUAGGAUCUUUUGCUAGAUAAUUAUCCAUGUUUCCCUUUCUCAGUGGGGGUACCCUUUAAAUUCUCUUUGGGUUUUAUCCUCUCACACACUUCUGGUGAUCUACUCAGCUUCUCUGUGUUUUAUCACCAUAACCCAGGCCAAAGGGUCCAGGCCCUCUUCCCUGAACUCCAGGCCCACAUCACCAGUUGGUGAUUGAAUACUUCCAAUUGGAUGCCUUAUAAGUAUUUCCAACGCUAGUGUUCUAAGUAGAACUUUUUUGUUUCUUCCCUCUCCAAACAUCUACAACUUUCUCCUUUUUCAAACUUCCCUCCUUCUACUGAAGGCAACAGUAAUCUCAUGGUCUCCCAGGGCCAUAAAUUUGGAGUUAUCUUUAAAUCUUUUUUCUGCUCAUCCGCAAUCAUUUGCCAACUCUUUUCUAUCCCAUCAUCAUAGGAUCUUGCUUUUCUAGGCCCAUUUCUUUGCUCAUAUUGUCCCUUGUCACCACCCUCUUCAAUUAUUUCCAUAGCCUAUUGAUUGAGAUUUCUGGAUCUGUCCUCUCUCCUCUGCAUCCCAUUCUCCAGAAAGCACCAAAAUAAAAUUUUCCAAAGCUCUGGUCUGACAUAAUUUAUAUUUUGUCAAGGAAGCUUUUAAGUCUUUCUCUUACCUUUAGGAUCAAAUACAACUUCUCCAUUUGGUCAUUUGAAGCCUUUCACUGGUUAAUUCUUACCUGUCUUUCUAGACUCAUUAUAUGUUCACUCUCUCUCUAUUCCAAACAAACUGAGCAGCUUGUUGUUCCUUAAAACUAAGAGCUGAUCUCCCAUCUUUGGGUCCUUCAAAAAGAAUUUCUCCACUGCUUUUCCAUUUUUUGAAUAGGGUUUCUGGGAAUCCUUUAAGGUUCCGUCCAAGUAUAUCCUUUUAUAAGCAUACUUUCCAGAUUCAACAAAACUGAGUAUUUUCCCCAACCAUUAUUUUUCUUACUCACCACUGAUGGGUUUCUUUUUUAAACACUUAAAAAGAACUUAAAAAAACACCAAAUAAAUGAGCGCUUCCACAUAAAGUAGUAGAAAGAGUUUGUAUGAAAUUGAUUUUUAUAUCGAUCUUGCUUUUCUUUUUGGAAUC
Molecule: messenger RNA, 2174 nt
Organism: Sarcophilus harrisii (Tasmanian devil)
Lineage: Eukaryota; Metazoa; Chordata; Mammalia; Dasyuromorphia; Dasyuridae
Product: leukocyte immunoglobulin-like receptor subfamily B member 3
Source: RefSeq, a predicted model, not a curated record